AUGUCAGAUGAACUUGCUGGAAAUUCAGAAGGUUGCAGUACAAGUCACAAAUUAGAAAAUGAAGAAGAAGAAGAAUCCAGGGAAAGUUCAAAUCAACAAGAUGAAACAGAUGGUUCAAUGGAUGACGGAGAAGAAUUUCAGAAACGAGCUGAAAUACUUUUAGCAAGUUUUUUGAAAGAAGCUGGGCUGGAUGAUAGUGUCUUGGAAAUGGCCAGCUUCCAGGCAUGGGUUCAUCACUUGAAUCCAGCAGUCAGGUUACCGAAACCAUCAGCAAAGAAGCCAAAACUCGAUGUUACAAAUACCGAAAAAGUGUCUGAAGAACAGCCGAAUUCAGUUUCGCCAGGUGCACAUAAUGAAAUUAUAAUGGAAGAUAUAGAUAAUGAGGCGAAAACUGACGACUCCACGGAUGAAAUAGUGCCGGACGAAUCGGAAAAAGUGAUUGAUAGAACCAUCCAGAAAGAACCACCAGCUCCUGGUCUUACACCAUGCAUCAUUUGUGGCAACAACGUUACCACUCAUCAAAGUGUUAAUAUGACUGCUAACGAAGCAAUUAAAGCGCUGAUGGCUGCAGUCCACUGUGAAAAGAUCAAACUAGAAGCUGCGGAAGAAGCUGUUCGCACGACUCGCCUCAAAAUGUGCACUACUCAUCACGAUCAUCUGUACAAAUGGAUGUGCGAAGCUAUUGGUGUCAAAACAGUAAACGAUGUCGAUUCAAUACCUGGGCAGGAUUUGGCUGGGGUACUUUCAGUGUACAGACGAUUAAAGGGAAUUCGAGAUGCUUUUGAGAAAAGAAUUCCGUCCAACACACCAGUUGGAGCUUUCAAAAUGGCAAUCAAAUCAUACUACCGUAACUAUGUUCCACGCAAACAAGGCAUUGUGAGAUCAAUCAAAGCGAUUGAGCGAAUUGUUAAAGAGGAUCCAUUCAACCAGUCUUUCCGAAAAGAUCUCCACAAUAACAACGUACCAGAAGCGUCUACUUUCGCUUCAAAUGACCCCGAUUUUGAACAACAACAAGAACGUCGAACUUCAAGACGGGAAGACUGGGCUAACGACGAAAUCAUGCGACCAAUGGCUGCUGUCUAUAAAGAAGGAGAUGCGAAAAGAAGAAAAAGAAUUUUGCAUCUUUGUCAGCAAAUGAAUCCCAAUCUGUUCCCAGUGCGAGUUGUGCAGCCCCAACCAAUACUACCACGUCCCGAAUUGCCUCGUAUUGCGAAAACUGUUCCAGUAGGAUACGAUCAACAAACGCCAAUCCCUAAUUAUGUAAAAGUAGAAGGGAAAGUGUAUAAGACAGUGAUGGCAGUGAGACCGACACCACUACUCAAGCGAUCAUUUUCCAGUACUCAAAGUUUGCCGGCAACAUCAAAAUCUUGUGAUGAGCAGAAACUAGCUUAUCAAGAAAUGGUGGAAAACGAGCCGGAUUUUUAUCCGCCUGGAGAAUUUCCUUUCUCAACAGCUCCGAUAAAAACUGAAGAACCAGAAGACAAUGUGAUAACGCCUAGUGUCAAUUAUGAAAAUCGCGAAGUCAAGCAGGAAAUUGAGGAAAUAGAGGAACUACCGUCAAACUGUGUAAAGUCAGAGCUAGAUUUGGAACCAAUGAAUGAUGAAUGUGUAGAGUUCAGACACGUGACAAAAUAUUUCACAAAUUCCGGUGUCAUAUUUGACGAAAAAACGACAACCAUGGGUUACAAAUAUCUGGAAAUCGUUAAAUCCACUAUGCAAGGCUACCUUGAACAGUAUUACAUAGAAAAAAAGAAUGUCGCCAACAAAGCUGCGAACACCGUUUGUGACUUUCAAUAUAGGGAGGACACCAGUGUCGCUUUGUUCGAAUUUGAUGGUCAGAUGUGGCUCUCGCGAAAGUACAAGUUGCCGGUUAUUCAGGGGAAACUCUCCAUCUACCCAUACAUCGGCAAACUCACGCCCAGACAUUACGACGUCACAGGGACCAUUAUUGAGAGCAGAAGCGGCACGGAGCCAGUUGAGUCGGGAGAAAAGAAUAAAAACGGCUGGGAAUGGACGAAAACGUGGUUCGAUUUCAAAUUCGAAGAGGUCUUCCCAAAAAACAACGAGCCAUAUGCGAAAGUCGUUGAGAUCGGUGAUGAUGAAUAA
Caenorhabditis remanei is the source of this 2106-nucleotide messenger RNA. RefSeq lists its product as uncharacterized. Bases 1 to 2106 code for a protein of 701 amino acids. The transcript is spliced from 7 exons. The record is from RefSeq and is a predicted model, not a curated record. NCBI's taxonomy places the organism in Eukaryota, Metazoa, Nematoda, Chromadorea, Rhabditida, Rhabditidae.